CAAAUUUUUUCCCCGUUUCCCUCCCGCAAGCGGUCUACGAUGACCGACCCCAACCAAUUCUUCCAAGACGACGGCAAAAACGACCCGUUCAACCCUUCAGCAUCCUCCAACAUGGUUUCCGGUAGCCCUAAUUACCCAACUGGCCCAUCCAGGUCGACAUCAACUAGCAGCUUAGUGCCUCGCCACGCCUCCCCAGCAUCGUCUGUCCUUUCCAAACCAGGACGGAUGGUCCUCUAUCGUCUAGCAUCCGAAAACGAGCCUGGAAGUAAUCGAAACUCUGCCAUGUCUCAUCUAUCCGAAAGCCCUUCCAUGCUCGGCAGUGACGACAACAAAUAUCCCUCGUUUCGACAUCAUGACUCCACCAGUUCGUCGGGCAGCGCUCGCCAACGAAUAGGUCCACAUGCAGCGCUCUUCUCCAAUACUCCUUCCUCCACCUCUGCUCAGCUCCCGGUGAACGCCCCCAGAGGUCUCGUUCCCUACGAGUACGACCCAGUCCAAGACUCCCUUAACGACGAAGAAGACCUACUCCACGAUCCCAAAUAUUCCAAGGAGGAGACGAGGAAAGUGAUAAAAUCGAGUAACGGGUUGACUAUGAGAGGGCUUUGGAACGUCGGGAUGUUGGUUGUGCUGGUUAUCGCCUUUCUCGGACUCUUCCUCGUAUACCCCGUGGUCGACAAUUACAGGCAGGAUGUCAUACGAAAGAACAUUGCAGACAACAUCCACGUCAACGGAACCGGCCAAACCCCAGUCCUCACUAUCACCCGCGAACUCGUCGACCCGGAUACACCUCAAGAUGCUCGAACGCGUACAGGAUUCGACGGACAGCCCUACGAACUCGUCUACUCUGACGAAUUCACCGAAGAGGGUCGGACGUUUUACCCUGGAGAUGACCCGUACCUCGAGGCCAUGGACUUUUGGUACGGCGUGACAGGCGAUCUGGAAUGGUACGACCCCCAACAGGUCAGCACCCGGGACGGCGCACUCGUAAUUACGAUCGAUGCUGAUUCGGAAACGGUGACACAACCGAAUCUGACAAAAGGGUCAACAGCGCCGUUUACGAAGGAUGAUAAUCACAAUCUUACUUACAGAAGUGGGAUGUUGCAGAGCUGGAACAAGUUUUGCUUUACGAGUGGAUACAUCGAAAUUGCCGUCCAGCUUCCCCAUAAUUCCGCUCAAAACGGGUAUUGGCCUGGUGCUUGGAUGAUGGGAAACUUAGGCCGGCCUGGGUAUAGAGCUACGACGGAUGCUAUGUGGCCGUACUCGUACGACGAAUGUGAUGUCGGAACCUUCCCUAAUCAAUCAUAUAAAGACCAAUCGGGCCCUCCGGCUGCUUUUGAUCUCCCGAAUGGAUGGAAAGAAUUCGAUAUGAAGCUCAGCGUAUUAAACGGGCAACGGCUAAGCGCAUGCACAUGCCCCAACUCUGACCACCCCGGCCCUUGGGGUAACUUUGGCGGAACGCAACGAUACCGGGGAAGAGGAGCACCCGAAAUCGACAUCAUUGAAAUCCAGCACAACGAUGUGGCUCCCGGAAAUGUAGCUAGUCAAAGCGCGCAGUUCGCCCCGUUCACUCAUCAAUAUCUUGUCGACAAGGCUGGGUACACGAUCUACGACCCCUCCAUUACCCAUCCGAACGGUUACAGCGGCUCACCGUUGCAACAAGCCGUCUCAGGACUUACGAGGGUUCCAGAUGCAGGAUUCCAGAGAGCUCCCAAUCCACGAUACGUUACCUAUGGCUUCGAGUACUGGGCUGAUCCCAACGAUCGUGACAACGGAUUCAUCACCUGGCAGGUUGACGGAAAACCUUCCGUGCAGCUCUUACCUAAGGCUGUCGGACCUGACAUGGGACCUGAGGGAAGUCUCGUUGGGCAGAGAACUAUUCCGGAGGAGCCUAUGGCCCUCAUUUUGAACUUGGGCAUAAGUAAUAACUGGGCCCAGAUCGACUAUACCAGCCUCCAGUUCCCAUCGGAGAUGCUCUUCGAUUAUAUCCGGGUAUACCAGAGAGUAGGGCACAAGAACGUUGGGUGUGAUCCCAAGGACUAUCCGACGAUGGACUAUAUCAAGAAGCAUAUUGAUGAGUAUUCGGAUUGGGAAACGAAAUCAAAAUGGGAGGGAGGGACACCUAGGAACCGUCUGUACGAGGGCGGCUGCUAGCACUGACAGACCCGCUCUUUGCUCUACAUGCUUAUCUUUGGGGUUAUUGAUCUUUUGCAUAAAUUUGUGCUAGUAAAACACUCGCUAUCCU
Molecule: messenger RNA, 2242 nt
Organism: Marasmius oreades (fairy-ring Marasmius)
Lineage: Eukaryota; Fungi; Basidiomycota; Agaricomycetes; Agaricales; Marasmiaceae
Exons: 10
Coding region: 40-2151 (703 amino acids)
Biological process (GO): (1->6)-beta-D-glucan biosynthetic process
Cellular component (GO): plasma membrane; endoplasmic reticulum membrane
Molecular function (GO): glucosidase activity
Source: RefSeq, a predicted model, not a curated record